This is a messenger RNA of Drosophila kikkawai, 1166 nucleotides long. It is a transcript of the gene ImpL1, whose product is annotated as Ecdysone-inducible gene L1. The record is from RefSeq and is a predicted model, not a curated record. NCBI's taxonomy places the organism in Eukaryota, Metazoa, Arthropoda, Insecta, Diptera, Drosophilidae. Gene Ontology annotation, molecular function: protein binding.
GCCACCGUUCGCCAGAAGAUGCGAUCAGUUGUUGCGGAGACGAGCAGCUGACCAGAUCAAUAUGAGACCAUUCCAAGCAGCCUGUAUCUUAGUGGCCGCCCUACUGCUCCUGGAGUCAGCCCCCACGGAGGCGAAGCGGCGCAAGCACAAGGGCUCUGAUCACCACCACGAUCACGACAAGUCCGAUCCCCACAAGACCAAGACCAAGACCAAGUGGUCCACCUCCACGGACCUGGCCGGCAACAGCCAGGUGUCCACCGAGGAGCACGGCUACUACGUAAAGCGCACCUACGGAGCGGCCGGGGAUAAUGGAGUUGCCAAGAAGAGGAUGAGUCCUCCUUACCUGGCCAUACCCAUCGCCUGGUUCAGCUGUCAGCCUGGCCAGAAGGACUGCCAGACCGCCAACUCGGCAGCCAUCAAUAGUGCCGCCCAGUCCCUGAGCGAGGGUUAUCUGUGCGACGACGAUUGCCAGGACCUGUACGAUCCCAUCUGCGGCAAGACAUCCUCCGAAGUGGCAGUCUUCUACAACAGGUGCAAGCUGGGCGUGGCCAAGUGCCGCUCCCACGGCCUGUGGGCAGACUACUCCUACGCCGAGUGCCAGGAGAAGUAUCCCCAGGAGACUGCCCAUGCCGACAGCAAGUUCCGGGCUUCCCCUUACUUCCGGGAUGCUGCUCUUGUUGAGCAGCAGAGGCUGGAGGAGGAGAAAAAGAAGAUAGAAGAGGAGAAGCAGAGGCUAGAGAAGGAGCAGAAGAAGCGAGAAAAGGCUGAGAAGAAAAAGAAGGAAAAGGAUAGCGGCGAGAGCAGCGAGGAGCAGGAGGAUCCCAAGCAAAAGGUGGAGGAACCCUUGACCCUGCAGAAGCCUGUGGAGACUCCCAUGUCCCCAGUCCCAGUCUCCGUCCCAGUCCCAGCCCCUAUUCCCGUGGUUGUCCCAGUUUCAGUGCCCGCAAAGACACCCGAGGAGAUCGCCCUGCCUCCCAUGCCCUUGAAGGACACUCCCACACCCAAGCCUCUGGAGAUCGCUCCCCUAAAGGAGCAGGCCCAACCCAAGGCCAACAACAAUGAAAGGCUCAAGUAUUCUGUAGCUUAGAAUAGAUUAAAUGGAAUCUCACUUAUAAAAUAUUAUUUAUUUUAAUUUAUUACAAUAAAAACAAAUAGCAAAUAAUAAA